CAGCGGCGGGCGCAGCACGUCGGAUAGGCAGCGGCAGGUAUUCUGGGAGUCGGGUCGUCGUCGUUCGGGCGCGUACAAGGAGCAGCAGCAGGACAGGCGGCUCUCGAGCGCAGAACGACGUCUUUUGUCGUCAAUGAUGGUGUUGAGCGAGCAGGAGGAGCGUCGGUAGGGACUGGAGGGUAGUCAUGGCAUGGGUGAGCGCUGGCCUGGGGGCAAGUGCGACGCUCUGCGCUUACCGCUUUCGUAACCAGCUUGCGCGGCCAGCGUGCGUGGGCUCCCACUCAUACUAUCGCAACCUCGACAUGGACACACGGCCAGCCCAGUCUCGCAGCAGCAGCAGCAGCAGCAGCCGUAACGGGACUUGUUGCUACUACACUGCGCGCGUGCAGUCUGGGAUGGAUGGCAUACCCUAUUUGUUGCAGCCAUGCGCUUUUGAUGGCAGGUCAUGGCCGACAGGAAACCGCUUUCGCGCCCCCUCCAACGCAGGGGCGCGCCGCUAAGCGUGUCGUCUCUCUCUACCCACACUACCCAAGAUUCGCGCGCCAGCUUGCGCAAUCUGUUAAUGGGAACCAGCAGCCCGCAUUGGC
Molecule: messenger RNA, 587 nt
Organism: Cucurbitaria berberidis CBS 394.84
Lineage: Eukaryota; Fungi; Ascomycota; Dothideomycetes; Pleosporales; Cucurbitariaceae
Exons: 1
Coding region: 186-500 (104 amino acids)
Source: RefSeq, a predicted model, not a curated record